AAAGAAGAAAUAUGUACAAUUUAUUCAUUAUUAUUUUCUGUCUUAUUUUUUUUUAUAAUUAUGAUUGUGAUUAUUAAAUCAUAUGUAAUAUGUACGAACAACUACAACGACAACCACAACCACAAAUACGCAACAUUACACAAUGUCUUCUAGUUGACUCUACAUAUUCGGAUUACAGCUUCAUAGGCGAAAACUCUCCCUCAAGUCUAUCGACUGUUUCAUCUGGUAGUAAGAACGAUGAUCGAUCACGCCACGGUUCAAAUAUCAGUUACCAGUUCGAAAAGUACCGCCAAGCAAUGCAAAAGGAAAUCGACUCCUUGCAAACCAGAGGUCGCAAACUAGAAGCCAGUCUGCAGACAGUUGCGACAGAGAAGACGGAGCUGCAGGCAAGCGUUUUGGAGAAGGAGCUCGAACUAGCCGAUGUACGCCAAAAGAACAACGCGCUCCAAAAGACCGUAAGUUUUUUUUUCUUUUUCUUUUUUAUAUAA
Messenger RNA from Phycomyces blakesleeanus NRRL 1555(-), 488 nucleotides. RefSeq lists its product as hypothetical. NCBI's taxonomy places the organism in Eukaryota, Fungi, Mucoromycota, Mucoromycetes, Mucorales, Phycomycetaceae. The record is from RefSeq and is a predicted model, not a curated record. The transcript has a single exon. The coding region runs from base 90 to 488 and encodes 132 amino acids.